CCGCCCCCGCCGCCCCCGCCUCCCGCGCGGCGCAGGCGUGCUCGGCAGCGGCCGCCCUGCCCUCGGCGCCGGUGCCCGCGUAGCGCGGGGCUGCACAGCCGCCUCGGCCGCCGAGCGCAGGAGCCAUGUAACCGCAGAACUGAGGACGUCUGAGUCAGCCGCGACCAUCCUGCUGAAUCACUAGAACAGUCCCCAAAUGCUCCUCGGGGAUGGCUGUGCACACCAGAUCCAGCAUCUGCUUUCAAUCAGUGAGAUCGCUCGUGUGUUUCAAAAGCAGACUCUGGUGCGCUGGGGAGCAAGGAUGGAACCAACAUUACAGAAAGAAUGACCGAAGCGCCGCGGCUGCAAGCAUGUGCUGCUGUUGUUGUGGAGUCUGCUCCAGCUCCUACCCAAGGGCCCACCAGUGCUGGGGCUGCAGGGCCGCCUCCUGCUACCAGCGCGUCAAGUAACAAACGGCUGCAGCAGACGCAAGCCCGGGUGGAUGAGGUGGUAGACAUCAUCAGAAUGAACGUGGACAAGGUACUAGAGAGAGACAAGAGGCUGUCUGAGCUUGACAACCGGGCAGAUGCAUUGCAAGCAGGUGCCUCACAGUUUGAAACCAGUGCAGCCAAACUGAAGAGAAAAUACUGGUGGAAAAAUUUCAAGAUGAUGAUCAUCCUUGGUGUAGUAUGCGCAGUCAUUCUCAUUAUAAUUAUAAUUUAUUUCUCCACUUGAAAAAGCGAAGAGGGAAGACCUGGCACGACUUUGUUCUUAUCAACCAACGAUAUCAGUGUUCCUUUGUUGAACUCCGCUUUUUAAUUCCUGGUGUCUUGGGAUUUUUGCUUGUAAUAACCCAUAAGCAUUCGGUGUGGUGUGCUUUUUGUUUCCACAAGCAGCUGUACCAGCUAAAUACUGCCAAGUAGUUCCAUACACUGUCUUAUCACUGUGUCUUAAAAUGUGUCUGCACUGACCUUCAGAAACUAGUGUAUGAAAAGCAUCCUAAACGUUUCGGGAUCAGAGAGCGCAGUUAUGGGGAAGCUCCUGCUUAAAGGGACUCUGUCAGGUGGAUGGGACACAAAAUAGCAAACAUUAGGGUCCAAAUUCUCAAUGUGAGCACCUAAAGUUAGAUGGCAAAAUCCACUAUCAGAUGGAAUUUUUUUGAGGUAGUGCAUCCCUGCUACUCCCAUUGAAGACAGUGGUACCUGCAAGUAUUUAUAGAGUGUGUAAAACAUCUAAUUUCGCUUACCACUCAAAAACUGUUUUUGAGAUUAGUUGUAGUGUUCUAGUCUAAAAUCAUUGCCUGCAGAAAAGAAAUAGGACUGUGUUUUUAUGAAUUAAAAUUUCCCUUGUGGAGUAUUCUGUACAACCAGGACGGCCUCAGAAUGAAAGCCAGAAAGCAAGCUGUGUGACAACCAAGAAAGCACUGGCUAGCACAGUUCUGAAAAAGCCAAGUAAAAUGCAAAAAUGGUAACACAAGCACCACAGAUGACCAAGAUACAGACUCUUGCUAAUAACUCAAGGCAGUGUUCAUCAGAUUUCAUGGGCCUCUCUCGAACCCCAGUCCCCAGUGCUGAUGGCCCUGACUUAAAGCACAUGAACGGCUUCAAUGAUGGCUGUGGCUUCCCAGUACGAUUGUAGGAGGCUGCCUCUCUGCCUUUUGCAGAAAUGGUGCCCACUGUGAGGACCGUUUAGAAAUUGGGAAGUGGAGGGGGUGGGUAAGUAGAGAAAAGAGUGGAGAGACACCGAGGAAAGGUGCCUAGCAAAGGUUUUGUGGAGCAGAGAAAGGCAGAGAAGCACUGCUCCAAAGCAAUGGUGUUUAAAAACACAGCUUUUAAAAAAUUUAUUUUAAAUGUGUGUGUGAGACAUAAACUAUAGUGUCUUCUUUAUAAAGUGCUCAGUUAAGAUAUUUUUCAUACUUAGAGUUAGUUUAAUAGCAUUUGAUGUAGUUAGGAAAAAAGAUGUAUUGCAUUUUAAAAUAAAAGUUCUUGCAUUUUAUUAUUGUAGGGUUGCUCCCAAAUGUUUUUUCUUUUCUAAACACUGAAUAGCUUGUUUUGAGGAGGAUGGGGAUACUAUCUAUAGAAGUUUAUACCAUGUUUGAUCAUAGUUAACCUAAACAAAAAUGAAUUAUCAAAUUUUGAGCCAGGCAGUCCUGACAGGCAUCUUUUGAGGAUGCCUUCUUCAGGAUUUCUAAGAACAAUUACUAGAAUAAAAACCAGAAAUAAAUUUGGUUUGUUUUUUGUCUGAAAUUUAGUUAGAAGAUAGAAAUGGUGAUAAUACAACUGUAAAUAAUCCCAGUGUAGAGCAUCUCUCUUGACAUGGUCUUAGAUUAAAAAAAACAGAACCAGACCAAUCUAUUGCAGUGAAUGUAUACACAAAUUGCGCUUAAGUAGAAUUUUGCAGAGAGAAUAAGUGACGAUUGGUUGAAGGGUUCCAGUCGCAUUAGGAUUUUUUCUAUAUAUUUAUUGCUUUGUUUUCACAUGUGCUGUUUCCUAUCGUUAAGUAGCAGGUGCCCACAGUCUUCAUGAAAUAGAAAUGUCACUUUCAAAAUUACUAAUGUGCUACUGGACUUCCUGAGUCCUUACUAGACUGUAAGGGUGCAGAAUUAGGUCCUCCUAGUUCACCUAUCUCAAGCAGGUUAAUAAUCAAAAUGGGAGCUUUAGGGGAGAGUGUGUAGUCAUUCUCCUUCAAAACUAACUAAUGUGGAUGGCUGCUAGAUGUUGGUAAGAAUUUGCAAGGAAGAGUUUAAUCAAGAAACAUAGCCUCUAGUGGCUUGCAAAAUGUUUGGUAAGAGACAAGUUCCUCCUGUGUGCUCAUGAAAUAUGCUAAAUGCAUGUGUUUAACUCUUCAGGUUUGUUGCAUAUAGUGGGCUUGUGAAUAUGCAACAUUUACUAAUUGGGCUGUGCUGGUUAGUGGCAGUUGGUAAGAUGAGCCACGUACCAUUUCUACUCCAGCCUUGGAAGAGUGAUCAAGUGUGCCCUUACCUGCCGUACAGACCCGGAGUCUUACCGCUCCUGCAGAGGGUUAAUUCUCCUGCAAGGAGAAUAUGGUGAUACAGGACUGUUCAGGGUCAUAGACCGUGCAACAUCAUCACGUAUAUGUAGAGUGGUGCAGAGGACGAUCUGUAUAAACACAGCUGGAGAUCUUACCUGUGUUGAAGCCAGAAUUGAUUUUCUUUCCAUUCACUGCCUCUACAUUUGCAAUGUCUAUGCAUAAUUAAAGCUGCCUGCUUGUAGCAGUAAAUUUCACAUAUUAAUGUCAACUCAUUCUCCUUUAGUUAGCUAGCACUGGGUCAAAUUUCAGGUACUGGGUAGAAUUUCAACUACUGCUCCUCAUCGCUAGCUGUACUGCCUUGGUUUGGACUGGUAGAAGGGCACAGAAGGGCUUCCCUUUCAUCCCCACCCCAGCAAACCCUCAGGGGAGGCAACGCUGCAAGGCUGAUUGCGUUAUCAUUGCCGUCUUGAGGACUGAACUGAAGACGCCGCUGGCUGGAAGCAAGGAUUUCUCUAGCUUCAGCCAGAGAUGAACAUUGUAUGACACUUGUGUAUGCUGUCCUUAUAGGAAGCACUGACUUUCACCCUGAUUUCUGGGCUACAGCUGUACAACAGAUGGCCAGCUAGGAUGGUAGCAUGAUACAUCAUUCAGAAACAGCAUAGCUGGUGUAGGAUAGUUAGGAGAUGGUCUAAAGGAUUGGAGCUGCUCUGUGCUUCUUCCGUGGGUGCUGCUGGGCUUGCCAGCGAGUGCAUUUCAGCUUCUGAGGUUGACGUAGUCUUAUCUGCUUCCAUUAUCCACAGGCACAGCAUGAGGUCCUGCUUGGGCGUUACACCUUCUUUCUUCUAAUUUAGCUGACCUUACAAUAAUAUAACUCUGGCUCUAAAACUAAGUGUCUGGUACAUAGAACAUAUAGGAGCAAGUACUGUGGAAACAGGAACAGCCGAGACCUGAUUUUCACUUGACAACGUUAAGGAACAGCACAGUCCAACAUAGUCCAACACAAUACAGUAUUAUUAGAAGGAACAGGGGAGAAUCUGAUAAAGAUUUUGAUGUAAUCUAGGGUCCGUACAACAAAGAGUGAUUUAGAAAUGCAGUUGGUUUGAUUUUUAAAGCUGGCACUUUAAUUCCAUUGGAACAUGAGUGAGGUUAACCCUGGAAUAUUUCAGCAAGUAAAAUGCUUGGCUUUUUCUUUUUUAUAAUGAUCUGUUAAAUGAUUUAAACACCCACAAUGGUGGAAGAAUAGCACAAUAACUACUAUGUAAGGAAUGAACUAGAACAGCCACAAUCGGCAAUGCUUUUGUCUUGGCAGCAAGACCUUUUGAAAUCCUUCUGUUACUUUGUCUCAUUUGUGGCUCUGCUUCUCUGACAUGGCUUCACAUAACUUUAGUAAACCAUCUAGCUACUUCUUCUUUGAAUAUGAUGAGUUUUAGCUCUUAAGAGCAAGAUCAUGGCUUGACACCUUCGUUAGAGCAUACGUGUGAAAUGGUGAUAUCUGUUUCUCAGAACUGCGUCUACCACGGCAGGCUGAAACUUUGAAAACUUUUUGGAAGCUCCCAUGUCCGAUGUUAGUGAACUCUUCUUCAUGCUUCUGUAGAGUGAAUUGUUCUCUGUCCUGUGGGAGGUUAUCCACCCAGUGAGACCAUAACCUAUCUCCUGUUGUAAGGCAGUGCCUCUCUUGCACAUGUUAGUGCUAGACCUUCACCAAGUGGAGAGCCCUUGGUGGGAUCCAGGAUUUAGAUCUCAGCCACCCUUUUCCUGCCCUUUAAAAGGUGGAGAGGGCUAAACCAAUAGCCGUAUAAGGUACUGGGAGUGCUCCCAAUGUACAUACUGAGUUCUGAACUGGCCUCAAAGAGACCAAAGUCUUUUUGGUCUGGAUUCAUGUCCUUACCUGAACUUUAGGACCUUUAUAGACCUUAACCUUUGGGCUCCCUGUAUAGUCAGAAGAGUGAGAUGCUCUUCCGGCUGGUGAUCCUCCCCAUCUCAUUUAGGUCCUGCUUGUUACGUGGGACAUACCUGAGCAUUUGUUCCUUCAUGCAAGACAAAGCACAAGCAACCUCAAAUUACUUCCUUUAAAAGCAAAAUCAAAACAGGCUGAAGAACGUAGUUUGAGAAAAGUUAAUUGUAUCUAGAGAAAUGAUUGGCUCAAGAUUUCUCAGAUUGUGACAUUAUUAUUUUCAGCAGAGAUGCUAGAUUAGGCUAUAUAAAAAAUCAGAAGAACUUCAAUUGCUCUUUCUUCCUCCUGCUCUCCUGCAGAAAUGCUUCUUUGUUCCACUUCAAGAAAGGAUUUUGGUUUACUCUUUAACUAAUUUCCCUUCCUUAUUUCUUUAACGUAUGUCUCCAUUGAUGUGCUCAAUCAUUUUUCCUCAAUUGAGAACCAGAAGACUGCCUACCUUUAAACACAUGCAUAAAAAAGAGAUCUAAGCCACCCAAGGAGCUUACCUUUCUUCCUGAUGCACUGACAUUUAAAAGCUACAUUUUUACAAUAGAGCAGGAAAACGGUGGCAGUCCGAUUACAUGCAGUUUUGCUGGAGUAAACACUUGAUUAUUCAACAAUGAGUCAUUUCUGCAGUAACCUCAUUCUGUCAUGGCUGUAUCACAUCUGCUAAUUCUCCAAAGCAAAAAUCAUAACCUGCACUGAUUUAAACCGUGAAUAUAGCCUCGUGGUUCAUACGUAAUAGUCUAUUCAACCAAGGAAGCUGUGUGCUUUAAGUUUAAAAGGGCAAAGCACUUCUUCUCAAAGAGAAAAUACCACAGAGAAUAAAAUUAAUUAUGAAAAAGCCUGUACAUUCUUUAGCUCUUCUCACAGUAGCUGGCUUCUCCAUUAGUCUUCAAGUCCCUCUUCAUUCCCUCCGAAAGCCUUCGUGUUUUUGGAGUGCAGUGUAUCUGGAGCAUAGCAGACGGGGGCUAGGGUCGUCCUGCUGCCCUCUGGAUUGACUCCCUGCCUUCUGCGAUGCUGUUACUGACCUCCAUCGGAGCUGAGGUAGGCCUGCCUGGAGCAGGACCUUCUCCCCAUAAUGCUCUGCUGUCUUCAAACCAGUCUCUGCUGAUGACAGGGAGAACGCUGAAGGCAGGCUAUGGUUCCUGGAUUUUAAUUCAGUUCAAAACGAUGUGAGGCAGCAGAAAGCUUCUGACUACUUGACAGCUGGCAUUUUUGCAACUACUGGAACAUUUUUACUUGUAACACUGCAGUUUUAAUUUAUUUAGCAUUUUUUUGUAACAGCAGUUUCAUCAGCAUUGAUGGAAAGGAGAGGAAACGGCAAAUAAGGAUAGUGUGAUAAUGGUAGUUUGAGUACAAUAGAGCAAACAUUCAGUAACUGCCUCUUUGUAAGCGGCUAUACCUAAGAGCACCUUUCAUAUGUUAAAACUAAGUGCUGCUAGUCUAUUGAACUGCAUAUACACUACUACUUAAAAUGAGCUUAGGACAAGUGGUAGUUGAAUUUACCCCCUUUCACUUUUCUCUUGAAAAUAUAGAGACAUAAUAUAUGCAGCGAAGAUUUUUUAUUUUUUGCACAGAGAGCCAUUUGGGGUAUAUCAUCCAAAGGCAUGUUCUUGUGUGAUGCAGAAGUGCUUGAGAACUUCAGUCAAAUAUGGGCUCCAGAGUGCUGGGUGCUGUGAAGAUGCAUACUGAAUGCCCACUAACUUUUUUGUUGUAUGUGACUUUGGUCUGCCAGUAAUGAAAUUUUCUUGAACAAACAUGAUUUUUUUGUUCACCCUCACUCUGUUCUAAUAUCUGUGUUUUUCCAUUAAUAGAUAGUCUAAUGAGAGGAUGGAAAAGCAGUAUGUUGAACCCAUUACAUUCCUGAUGUGCAUGUGUGAAUAUGUGGUGGUAGUUUGAACUUUUCUGAUGAAAAGAUCUUAAAAAAUUAAGACCUCUUAAUAUUUUAACCUAGCCUUUGAAAUUAGUUUCCUCUCCUAAUAAACCACAGAUUUGUUUAAAAUCAGAGCAAAUAAUAGUAGAUGCUGUUGCUCUCCUUGUAAGACCAAUGUAUGAGAUAUUGCAUAUAAUGCAGCCAUGAAUUUAUAGAUUCACACCACAUCAUGGUUUUCGGAAGUUCAGCUAUUAAUAUUUAUAUUAUUGACCUGAAAGGAUGCAGCAAUUUUUUCACCAGUCAUGGUAGUGCUGGCUGGACUUGAAUAUUUAGUGGUCAGUGAGUGGGUCUACCAUGCUCCUAGCAAGCUAGAAUGUGCUAAAUAAUAAAGUUCAGCCUUUCAGGAAUUCAAAGAAAAAAAAAAAAGGAAUUCCGAAUCAAAGUAGAAAUGUAUGGCAAGGAUAAUGGGUGUACUUUUUAACUGUUAUUUCUUCAAAUAUUAUUUAACUAUUAUUUAAGCAAUUAGCAGCUAUACAAAUAGCCAAAUAAUUAGCUUCCAAAGACUGUGCAUUCAUGACAGAAUAUUUUUUCUUACUAGAACUGCUAAGUCCAAGAUGUGUUCUAUUUGCUUUUUCCCCAUAUUGGAAAGAAAAUAAAAUGCUAAUUCAGCUGAGACGCACUCAUGGGUCUGCACAAUAAAAUGUUAAUGAUAGCCCACUAUUUGUCUUGAAAAAUAUCAUUACUUUGUCUUCUAAAUGAGAAGUCCUCCCUCCGCCCGACCACAUACGUGGUAAAAUAUUAGUCACAUUAUGCGUAUCAGAAUCACUGAGAGAUUAGAAAUUAAUACCUCCUACUCAAGAGUGAGGCUUGAAAACAUCCUUUGUCUGUGGCAAAAAUAUAUUUUGAGGGGGAAACAUCACCUGCUGUAGAGGUUAAUUUUUUUUCAAAAACUCCUUUUUUCCUCUCCCUUCCGAAAAGAAGUGCGUGUAUGCAUAGAUAGACAUUUUGCUGUUUGCGUGUGAAGCACAGGUGAAGUGCUUCAGAAAGGAUCUGCUGUGAGCAACCCUUAUUUAGUAUGCAGCAUAAAAAGUUCUCUUAGUGGCAAUAUAUAGACUCUUAUUCUAAACCUGUUUUAGUCAUUUCAGGAAAUGAUGCUAUUGCACCUUGUUCAGCGAGAAAGAGAGUUUGUAGCCAGAUAAACGGUAUUUUCCUCUGACUUACACUUGAGUUUUAAUGCAGAAAAGCAGCUUUGGGAGGUGCUACGUGAUUCAUCACUGUAGACUUAAUGGGGAUGGAUGGGUGAGUAUUUCACACUCUCUAGCCUGGAGUGAAGCGCAAAGCAUGCCCUGUUCUGGAAGCUACUUCAACAUGUGCUUAAGCAUACACGGAAUUUCCAUUCUCUGGUGUAAGAGGUUUAAGGAGGGAAGGAGAAGGGAAGAAGUGCAUAGCUGAGUAUCUUUGACAGCACUUGGUGAGAUGGGAGGGCAUAGUGCAUCAGCCAGUGCUAAUGGGGAGAGACAAGGGAAUACCUUAUUUGCACUUACUAAAUCCAGUCCUGACAGGGAAUCUGUGACAUGUUCUGAUACAGGAGAGGAAAAUUUUUUCCUUUGAAUCAUAUCAAAAUUAGGUUGGAAAGGACCUCUGGGGGUCAUCUAGUCCAAUUUCCUGCUCAAAGCAGGGCCAGCUUUCACGUUAGAUCAGGUUGCUCAGGGUUUUGUCUUGUUGAGCUUUGAAAGUCUCCAAGGAUGGUGAUUGCACAAACUCUAGGUAAAAAAUAAAGUUCAGCUUUUCAGGAAUUCAAAGGAAAAAAAGAAGGAUUCUGAAUCAAAGUAAAAAUGUAUGGCAAGGAUGAUGAGUGUACAUUUUAAUUGUUAUUUCACGUCACGGUGAAGAAUUUUUUCCCUACAUUAAACUGGAAUUUCCCUUGUUGCAGUUUGUGACAUUUGCUUUCUGUCCUUUCCCCGUGCAUUUCAAGGAGGAGUCUGGCUUUGUUUUCUCUAUACCCCGCUGCUUUAGCUGUUGGAAGACCCUCCUAGCCUUCUCCCCUUAGCCUUCUCUUCUCCUGCUGAACAACCCCCUCAGCCUCUCUUCACACGUCUGGUGCUCCAGCCCCCAAACACCUUAGUGGCCCUUUUCUGGGCCCUCUCCAGUUUACUGACACCUCUCUUGUACGGGGGGACCCAAAAUCUGCACAUGGUGUUCCAGAUGCUCACUUAUUCCAGUAUACUGGCAGAUUUAACAGAGUAUUUUGCUUGCUGAUUUCUAAAGGCCAGGGCUCUAUGUGGAUACUAGAAACUUGCUUCAAGUGCAAAGGACUGCUUUGAGCUCACAAUUGCUGAAAUUCAGCCAGGCUAGUGCAGGGAGUUUUUAAUCUCCUUCCUCACCAUUUUUUCCAAGGACUUUACAGCAGAAUCACAUGACAUGUUGAAAUGAAAGUCUCUUCCCUUCUGGAAGCUAAAGAGAAAUAAAUAGGCUUGGCACUUUAGAAGUAAUGGAGUAGGUGCCUGCCAGCCCACUACCUUGGCAAAUAUUUUCAUUUUCAGGAAAACUGACAUAUUGAACAUGACAUAAUAGUGGAGAGGCAAAUUCCCCACACUGCUAAUGCUCCUGCUCAGUAGUAAUUUGCUGGAUUUCUGUAUUUCUGCUGGAGGAUCUGUAAACUAGUUAGAGUUGUAAAAGCAGAAGUAGCUUCAGCUGGACUGUUUGACAUUCAGAAAUCCUGGACAUUGUUCAUGAGUGUGUCCAUCAGUCCUCAUGUACCAAACUCACUGCAGAGAGUGGAUCUGCAUGCACGCAACAUGCCCUGUGCAUUCGAUGGAUACUAUGAGCAACUCGGCCGCAGAUUGGGUGCAGGGGAGCAGACUGCAAAUUCUGCAAGCCAGUGCAAAUAUAAGUCGGUACAAAUACAGGUUUCCACUCAUGAAUUUCUUUUGUACUCAGACAGUACACUACUCCUGCUGCCAAUAUUACGAAAAACUGAUGUUCACUUGAAGAUCUAGGUUGAAAAUACUGCUUGCCUGGGUUAGACAGCAGAGUAUAUUGGAUGUAUUCUGUGUCCCACCAAGGUUGGUAAAAGUUCAGUGUAUGCCUGCAUAAGCGUAUGUGGUUUAUGUUUCUGCCUUUUUUGUGCUCCAGUCUGAUCAGUGUCAAAUCUAGUGGGAGUAAGUGCAAGCCCCAUUUUUCAAAGAGCUUCCAUGGACAUCUUUUCUUUCUCUCUCAAUUUUGCUGGACUCAGCCAGAUCUGAUCAAGCUGAGGUUACCAGUGCAUUCUCUUCCCUCUGUAUGUGUGAAGCCCACUCCUCUGACACUGGUGCUGAUGACACAGCUAGCAUAGGAUCAGGUUCAGGACAUCUAGUAAAGUCUGAUUCUCUGCUGUUUGAAUGACAAAACCUCCACUGGCUAUAUUACUAUACUGGCACCAAAGAAGAGGGUUCUUUACUGAGAUUGCUGGUUCUCCUCACAAGUCACCUUAGCAAUGCUGCUGGAAUGGCAAUGUGAAACAAAAAGCCUUUUUUCUACCUCUUUCCAUGUAAUUCUUCAAGCUCUACUUGCUCUAACAGGAAUAGCCAGGAAUAAGUUUUCAGUUGUCCUUUGAAAACUUAAACUCCAGACCAAACCUUUAAUUGCAUCUUUUUAAAGGCCACUCAGUAAUGUUAAGCUAUGUAGUAAUGCAUUCAGAAAGGAUUCGAAAAUCUCUGCUGAGAGCAGCAUCUCUCAACUCGUAGACUGAACUGAACUGAGCAAGAAAUUGUGAUCUGUUCCUCUACAGAAAAACAUUCCACUUGCACCUUAAUAGAGCUGUCUGGGGAGGAAAAAAUGUUGUGGAGACCAGGAAAUUUGUUUAAGUGCUUUACCUGGAGGUCAGUGGAAUUCUGUUUAUAAAUGAUGAAAUUCUGCAUGCAGACAUUUUUAUGCUAAAAUUGUGUCAACUCAUAAAGUUUGAUAUUACUGUACUUUUUUGUGAAUAGUGAUUUUUUUUAAAGUGGUGAACAUAUUUUCCAAGAAUACUGUAUACAUUUGUAACAUGUAUGUUUGUGCCAAUAAAUCUUGCUUUAAGAAGA
Molecule: messenger RNA, 10840 nt
Organism: Dromaius novaehollandiae (emu)
Lineage: Eukaryota; Metazoa; Chordata; Aves; Casuariiformes; Dromaiidae
Product: vesicle-associated membrane protein 2-like
Exons: 6
Coding region: 325-714 (129 amino acids)
Biological process (GO): vesicle-mediated transport; SNARE complex assembly; vesicle fusion
Cellular component (GO): plasma membrane; SNARE complex
Molecular function (GO): SNAP receptor activity; syntaxin-1 binding
Source: RefSeq, a predicted model, not a curated record